Messenger RNA from Leptinotarsa decemlineata (Colorado potato beetle), 1447 nucleotides. RefSeq lists its product as uncharacterized. NCBI's taxonomy places the organism in Eukaryota, Metazoa, Arthropoda, Insecta, Coleoptera, Chrysomelidae. The record is from RefSeq and is a predicted model, not a curated record.
CUCAACUCAUUUUUCACUGCCGCAAGCCGCAAGCUAGAGUAAGUAGUUUGUGGCUGUGGCGCUGUGGCUAUAAUCAAAUAGCAAAGUUAGGAGACCGGCGGACUAAUAGAUACGAAUACAAACAAAACUUUCAAGUCUUUCUAAAUUUUAUUAUAUGAAUUUCAGAUAAUCAUCAUAGCAUAUAUUAUCAUUGGACAAAAUGAAUUUGAAUAAAUUCACAAUUGAAUCUUUUUUAUUCUCUUCCGAAUGUGAAGAAUACGCUUAUUUGUUUGCAAGCAGUAGCAGUAGUGAUGAUUCAGAUGAAGACACAAAAAAACCUAGAAAAAAAUUGAAAAAAAUAAACGUUUUUUCAAAGGCAGUUAUUGAUCCCCUAUUGAACCCAGAUGAUUUCAAAAAUCAUUUUAGAGUUAAUAGGACAACAUUUGUCAAAGUUUCAGAAGUGAUACAGAGUGACUUCUGUAUGAAAGGAAUAUCACCCCAAAAAGCAGCAUUAGUCUUAUUAUGGUAUUUGGGUAAUCAGGAACAUUUCAAGAAGACAUCUGAAAGGUUCAAUAUCACCAUGAGUUGUGUACAUAAUAUUAUUAAAAUAGGUACUAGAAAUUUAUCUUGCAGAAAAUCAGAAUACAUUAAGUGGCCUGCUUCUUGUGAAUACCCAACCAUUGCUCGGUUGUUCGAAGAAUCUUGUGAUCUAAAGGGUGUAAUAGGAGCAAUUGGAGUAUCACAUAUAAAAAUUCCAAAACCUGAAAAAAAUUCUCUACUUUAUAUUUCCAACAAUGGUUUCAACAGUGUUGUUCUUCAAGGGGUAGUUACAGUUAACAAAAAGUUCAUUGAUUUUUUCAUCAGCGAGGAAUCUGAUGUUCCAGAAGUUGUUCUGAAUAAAUCAUCUCUUCCACUGGAGGUAAAAAAUGGUUUACUUGGAAAGUACUUUUUAAUUGGACAUCAAGAUCAUCCAAAAUACUCUUGGCUGCUACAUCCUUUUGAUAAUGAUAAUAUGCGUUAUAAAACUGGUUAUUAUAAUAUUGCAGAGGAAGCUUUUAAUUUACUGAAGGGGCGAUUUCAGCAUCUGCAGAAUAUUGAGAAUGGGGAUGUGGUUUUGAUAAAGCAACUAGUGGAAGCCACAUGUGUUCUCCAUAAUUUUUGUAUAGACUGUGAAGAUGAAGAAGAGAACUUUUUCUGUCAUGAUUCUGCUUGACUGCUUGAGAAAAAUUCAGCAAUGAAUGAAAUAGAGAUUACAACUAUGAAUGAAACUGAGAAUAAUUGGCAAACAACAAAUUUUAUGAUUUUGAAGGGACAACCUUGAGAAUGAUACAAAUUGUUUAGAAUAUGUUUUUUAAUUACAAUAUUUGAUUUAAAAUGUUAUGAAAAAUGUACAUAAUUUUGAUUGAAAGAUAUUUCAGUUUUACUUUGUAACAGAAUUUUAUAGGAGAUUAGAAAAAAAUUAAUAUGU